Anisakis simplex (herring worm) is the source of this 2185-nucleotide messenger RNA. NCBI's taxonomy places the organism in Eukaryota, Metazoa, Nematoda, Chromadorea, Rhabditida, Anisakidae. The record is from the annotation of a GenBank genome assembly.
CAACGCUCUGUUGAAUGUGAUAUGGUCGGAUUACACAACACAGGAAGAAGCAGCGAGUGCAUCUAAGACCACAGUAAAAAAGAAGGGUAAAUCAGGAUCAUUCAUGACGGUAUCGAAUCUGUAUCGUGAAUCGCUGAAUAAACUUAUGACAAUGCUUCAUAAAACCCAUCCGCAUUUCAUUCGAUGCAUUAUUCCAAACGAAAAGAAGAAAUCAGGACUAUUGGAUGCUGCACUCGUCCUCAAUCAACUCACCUGUAACGGUGUACUGGAAGGAAUUCGUAUCUGCCGUAAAGGAUUCCCUAACAGAACUCUUCAUGCAGACUACGUUCAACGCUAUGCUAUUUUGGGUGCAGUCGAAGCGAAAUCAAGUGCCGACCCCAAAGAGUGCGCCGUCAAAAUGUUGGAAAAGCUUGUCCGUGAAGGCUCGAUGAAAGAAGAAAUGUAUCGCAUCGGUCAUACAAAAGUGUUCUUCAAAGCCGGUGUCCUCGCUCAUCUGGAAGAACUUCGCGAUGAAAAGCUCAACUAUCUCAUCACCGGUUUCCAGGCACAAAUCCGACAGUACUUCAAAAUUGUAGAGAAUUUAAUGCAUCAAUUUUUACCACANAUACCAAUCGUGAGAGCAAGCAAACUUGAGGAAACAUUAGAAGAACUGAGAAGAAGUGUGGCCGAAAGAGAAGAGUUGGUUAAAAUGAAACGGAAAGAGAUUCGGAAAUUCGAAGAAAAAGUUGAUGAAACGUUAAAGGAGAAAGCGAGCCUCUUUGCAGAAAUCAAGAACUCAAAAUCCGGUAACACUGAGGCCGAAGAACACAUUGAAAAGAUGGCGGCUCAGAACGACGAUCUUGAAAGAACGUUGGGCGAGGAGAACGAAAAACUGCAAAAUGAGGAGAAGCGUGCUGAAAGCGUUUCUUCAGCAAAAGCAGAUCUCGAUCAACAAAUGGAUCUACUCAAGAAAGCGAUGCGAGAUAGUGACGCGACAAAACGGAGGCUCGCUUCAGAAAAGGCGAUACGAGAUGCACAGCUUCGUUCGUUGACGAAUGAGGUUUCUCAACAACAAGACGAUAUUUCAAAAGCACAAAAAGAAUGCAAAAAUCAAUACGAUAAGGCGAAACGCUUGACCAAUGAACUGAGGGAACAAACUGAAAAAUCCAAUCACAGCAAUCGAUCAAAAGCUAAACUUGAAGAGGCACUUCAAGCUAGUGAAGAUGCGCUCGAGCGAGAAAGACGCCUUCGAAUGGACACGGAUAAGGCGAAAAGGAAGGUUGAAGGUGAUUCGAGAAUAGCACGAGAGACAUUGGACGAGAUUGAUGCUCAACGAAAAGAUAUGCAGAAUCGAAUGAAAACCAAAGAUACGGAACUGCACGCAGUGAACGUUCGCCUAGAGGAUGCACAAGCCGGAGUGGGACGUGCUGAAAAGCAGAUCAAGGAGGGAAAUGCCCGAAUCGAAGAGCUCGAGAUGGAGCUGAGAAUGGUUCGAGAUGCGCGAUUGCGAACUGAUCGCAACAAAGCGGAUUUGCAACGGGAAAUUGACGCGAUAAUGGAGCAAAUGAAUGAUCAGAGUGGUGUUGAAUCAGUGCGAUUCGAGGCGGCGAAGAAACAAGACUGCGAAAUAGCAAGGCUGAGGCGUGAGCUGGACGAAACCAAAAUGAAACAUGAAACGGUGACUGCGGCGUUACGCAAGAAAGGAAACGAUGCUCUGAGCCUAUCGGAUAUGGAGACAACGGAUGCACAGCAAUCAAGUCAACUCCAAGAAUUCCUUUGUGUACGUGGUCGUUUGUUGGGCGACAAUACCGACUUGACGCAUCAAGUUCAGGAGUUAGAGGAACAGCUGAGCAUGAUGAUGCGACUGAAAAGUGAGUGUGUUAGCGAGGCGGAUCAAGCAAAACGAGCGGCACUCGAAGAGAGUCGUGAACGUCAAAAUGUUGCAGCGCAUGUGAGAAAUCUUGAGAUGGAGUUGGAGCAGUUGCGGUCUCAGUUCGACGAUGAAGUGGACGGUAAAGUGGAGUUGAGAAGACAGUUGCAACGAACUGAAGGCGAGAUUGAGCAGUGGAAAGGUCGUUUCGAAGAUCAAGACUUACUGUCGAUGGAGAGCGUUGAGCAGAUGAAACAUAAACAAGCCGGCGAAAUGCUUGAAUUGGAACAAACAGUCGCCAAUACUGACAGCAAAGUGAGUGCGUUGGAGAAGUUG